GUUAGCUAGAGCUGUGUAAUGCCAGAACAUUCACGAGUCAUCUAGAGCUCCAGCACCAGAACAAUCAUGAGUCUGCAAGAGCUGUGUAAUGCCAGAACAAUCAUGAGUCUGCUAGAGCUCUGUAAUGGUAGAACAAUCACGAGUCGGCUACAGCUGUGUAAUUUCUGGUGUACACUGCUUCUUAUUUUUGUUGUCUGACUGGCUCAUUAUGCAGAGAGCUCCAUGAUAAUGGUAAUAAUAAUAAUAUUUUAUUUUCUGAGGGAUAUGAGGUAGUUACAAAACCCCUCAUGCAUACACACAUUCACACAAAAAGUUAAUUACAUGUAUGUAUAUACAAUAUAUAUAUAUAAAAUACAGAUGAAACUGAGAUAUGAUCACCGACUAUAUGCAGUGUAGUGCAUCACAGGAAGUUCUACACUUAAUCAACAGGGGCAUAAAUUUUGACAUAAUAAACAUUUCAAUUUUGUUUUUUUGUUUGUUUUUGAAAACAUUGACAUUCUGUUCUUGUCCGGCUAAUCGACCCCCGAUCUGUAAUAGGAGUAAGGUUUUGAACUUGAGUCCAAUCGUAGAUACAGAUAAUAAUGUAAUAUGGAUUGAUUGAGAGUACUUACUUAAAGCCAUGCUCAAGCAUUUAUUAUAUAUGACAAUAUAUGACAGAGGAAACUAGCCAGUGCACAGGAUAUAAACCAUCAGCUUCAGGCAAUUUACUGAGCCUAAGUGAUAUUUUAGGCUUUUAAGAGCUUUUAAGUACGUGAAUAAAAAACAUAUGUAAAGCAAACUCUUUUUAACCAGGUAAAUAAUCAUAUUUUCAUUUAAAUAGUUUGUUAGUUUUAAUGCAACUUGGUUUAGUUCGGGUGCCCAACAGUUCAGGAACCCAAAUGUUUUCUGAAACUAAAACAUCUACAGGUAUUGCCUUGACCUGACAGAAAAGGGAACUUCCUUGUUGAUGUUAAGGGAAAUGUCAUGAAUGGGUUUAUUUCCCAAAGUCAAAAUCAUAAUCUGCUUUCUGAACAACUACAGCAUAUGCCACGUGCUUUCAGUGGACAGCGGCAGAUGCAAAACACACCCUGAUUGGCCGAUACUCAGUGGUAUCGGCCAAUGGAGGGGUUCAAGCUGUCCAGCAAUGAAAUCCUAGUUCUGUACAUUGGAAUACUUCAUCACAGCGAAAUGGUUACAGACCUUGCCAUUAUUCUCAACUGAAUCUAAAUGGUUAAACAUGAAUUUGAUAUGCGAGAAUUCACCAGAAUCCAGUCCAAAUGUACUAAAUGUACCACAAGGUUGUGGGUCACUUCGGAGUCAGCAGACCUCUGGAUCAAACCCGUGUCCGGCCAUACCAAAGACUUGAAAAAUGGUACUUGUAGCUGCCUUGCCUGGCGCUCAGUACUGAGAGGCAAGGAAAUAGGACCAGUAAUGUGACAGGGUGGGGUGUCAUGUAUGGUGUCUUCGGCAUGAUACUUCAGUGGCGGCAGCACUUUGGCAGCCUGGACUGGCCGUGCCACAAGAAGACACAGUAAAUGUACACACAUCUAAUGACUCCUUCUCAUCAUAUUACCGCAGAAUUGUUAACUAUGAUGUUAAAUGCCAAGCAUUCAUUCGUUCAUUUAAUGCAUGUACAAGAAAACAGAUUUCGUGGAUUCCAUGUUAAUAACUUAUAUGGAAUGGCCUCUCCCUGCCACAAGAAUUAAGACACAGUAUAGGUACACACACUUAAUAACUCCUUGUCAUCAUAUCAGUGAAAAAUUGUUAAGGAUAACAUAAAACCCUCAGCCUACAUGCAUAUAUUCCUGAGCUGGGACACAUGAGGCAUUGGUUCAGUCAUGGCCAUGAACAGGGGAUUUGUACACUCCCCAGGCCUCCAUAUUCAUGGGGUCUUCAUUACAAUAAAGAAUCAGUGGCCUUUUGCCCAUCCAAAGGUCACUGGUUUUUAUCUCAUUCACUUUGGAUUCCUCCGCCAGUAAAACCUUGACACAAGCAGAAAAGUGUGAAAUUAUUCAGUAUGGAAUUUAUCAAUCUGCUAUCAAAUAAAAAAUUAAAAGUGUAUGUAUAAAAAGUCCAAAAUAACCUGUGCCUCGAAUUCUUAAAGGGUAACAGAGAACUGUGUAAACACAGAAAUGCCUUAAUUUAAAUGGCUUUUUUUUUUUUUCGUGAAGUGGGUUUUUGGAGACCCCCCACAUUUCGAUAUGUUCAUUUCAUAAAACCUCUUUCCAUUUUUUUAGGCUGCUCAGCUGUUGGACUUCAUGUAAGUUCGCACCAAACUAGUUUCUCACGAUUUUUUUUUUGUUCUGUUUCAGACCACCGCUCACAGGACACCGUUUACAUUGGUGUCCACUUCCCACGGCCUCGCGACCGGCGACAUCGUCGCCACAAGAAACACCACAGUCGCCACGCGCCAUCUGAAGCCAAUGAUCUGACCAAACCUCCCGAAGAUGAACUUAGUCGUUCAGCGACCCCUCCCUCACAGCGUGUCCAGUUUCUGCUCGGCGAUGAGGAAGAUGAAGAACACAGGGCUCAUGAUAUUUUUUGCGAGAUGGACGAACUUCAGGGUACAGGGGAAGAAAUGGAGUGGAAAGAGACGGCCAGGUGGAUCAAGUUUGAGGAAGAUGUGGAAGAAGGGGGAGAGCGCUGGUCCAAACCUCAUGUGGCCACGCUCUCUCUCCACUCCCUGUUCGAGCUGAGAUGUUCUAUCCUCAGUGGUACCGUUAUCCUCGAUAUGGAGGCGACCACCAUGCAGCAGUUGACAGAUCUGAUCCUAGACAACUUACUGGCCUCCAAGCAGCUUGAGGAGGAACUGAGAGACAAAGUUCGGGAGGCACUCAUGUGUCGCCAUCAUCACCAACACGAAAAACGACACAAACAGCGAGACGAAAAUGGCAGCCGGAUACACCUGCCCAUCAUCCGCAGUCUGGCAGACAUUGGCAAAAAGUAUUCUGAACCCCGUGGUCUAGUCUCACAAGGUGAGGAGAAGGGCAUAGGUUGUAAAAGUGUCCCGAACUUCCACCGUAGUAGCAGCAGUGGCGCUAGCCUAAGCGCACACGAUGGAGGACAUGGCACAGGGACCUUCCCUAACCUGCUGUCUGCUGAAACUGGAACUGCAGGACUUCAGCCGACGCAGUCGUUUGCUGGCGAUCUCACGGAAAAUGCGUCCUCACAUAAGAUAAAUUUGCACUUCAUGAAGAAGAUUCCACAAGGAGCUGAAGCCUCUAACAUCAUGGUUGGAGAGGUGGAAUUCCUCAACCAUCCAAUCACAGCCUUCGUCCGCUUGUCAAAGUCUGUUUUAUUGGCUGAUCUGACAGAGGUUCCUGUGCCGACCAGGUUCCUCUACAUCCUGCUCGGUCCUGUGGGGAAUGCUGGGAAAUAUCACGAGAUUGGACGCUCUAUAGCAACGUUAAUGUCAGAUGAGAUCUUCCACGAUGUUGCCUACAAGGCACGGAAUCGUCAGGACUUGGUGGCUGGCAUCGACGAGUUCCUGGACCAGGUGACAGUGCUGCCCCCUGGUGAGUGGGAUCCCUCUAUCAGAAUCGAACCUCCCAAGAGCGUCCCUUCACAGGAAGGACGUAAAACUGCCGGCACGACUCCUCUGCCCAACGGCAAGCUGAUUGAGACUGAAGAUGAAACAGACCACUGUGAUCCCACCCUCAUGCGAACAGGACGAUUUUUCGGGGGACUCAUAGACGACAUCCGGCGUAAAAUUCCGGUGUAUGCGAGUGACUUCAAAGAUGCGCUGCACAUCCAGUGUGCUGCUUCAUUCAUCUUUCUCUACUUCGCCUGUCUUACUCCCAUCAUCACCUUCGGGGGUCUUCUAGGAGACGCCACUAAACUAAAUAUGGCGGCCCUUGAGAGUAUCUUUGCUGGAUCAAUAUGUGGUAUAGUAUAUGCAUUAUGUGCUGGCCAACCUCUGACCAUAUUAGGAAGUACUGGUCCAGUGCUCGUGUUUGAAACCAUCGUUCACUCCUUCUGUUUUGACAACGGUCUGGAUUAUCUCAGUUUCCGUCUCUGGAUUGGUUUAUGGACGGGGUUAUUCCUGAUCAUCAUCGUGGCAUUUGAUCUGAGCGCUCUGGUGCGGUAUAUCACGCGUUUCACGGAAGAGAGCUUCGCGGCCCUGAUCUCGCUGAUCUUCAUUAAAGAGGCGCUAGCCAAAUGUAUUCACAUUAUCGACGAAACUCCGCCCCUCCUUCAUGGCGGCGUGCGCUGGAUUGACAACUGCUAUUGCGGACCUCCUAAAAACGCUACACAAGGGAUGACGAUGAACAUCUCUGUGUUCUGGUCGAAUCUCUCUGUGGAAGAGUGCAGAGAACUGAAUGGGACCUUAAUUGGAGACGGGUGCCGUUACGUUCCAGAUGUGUUUUUCUGUUCCGUUCUUCUGUUUAUUGGGACGUUCACGCUGGCAAUGGCCCUGAAGGCUUUCAGAAAUACACGUUUUUUCCCAACACGGGGCCGCUCCAUAAUAAGUGACUUUGCUGUGAUUAUCGCCAUCGUGUCCAUGAUUGGGUUAGACCUGCUCCUUGGUGUGGCCACGCCCAAGCUGCAGGUGCCAGACAAAUUUCAGCCAACCAACCCGGGGCGCAAGAGCUGGUUCAUUCACCCGCUUGGGAAAAACCCCUGGUGGACGAUUCUGGCAGCUGUGCUGCCCGCUCUUCUGGGUGGCAUCUUGAUCUUCAUGGAUCAGCAGAUCACGGCAGUCAUUGUCAAUAGGAAAGAAAAUAAAUUAAAGAAGGGGCAUGGUUACCACCUUGAUCUGAUGAUCGUGGCCACCUUGAUUAUCAUCUGUUCGAUUUUGGGUCUGCCGUGGUUUGUGGCCGCCACUGUCCUCUCCAUCACUCACGUGAUGAGUUUGAAAGUAGAAUCUGAGUGCACAGCCCCAGGGGAGAGGCCGAAGUUCCUGGGGGUGAGAGAGCAGAGAGUUACUGGUGUGAUGAUUUUUCUGACAAUUGGCCUUUCCGUAUUCCUGACAUCUGUAUUGCGGUACAUCCCUAUGCCCGUGUUGUACGGAGUCUUCCUCUACAUGGGAGUGUCCUCACUGAAAGGUAUGCAGCUUGUGAGUCGCACCCUUAUCCUGUUCAUGCCACAGAAGUACCAGCCAGACUACAUGUACCUGCGUCACGUGCGCACCAAGCGAGUGCACAUCUUCACCCUGAUCCAGAUUAUCUGCCUGGUCGUAUUGUGGGUCAUCAAGACGAUAAAGAGCAUCUCCAUUGCCUUUCCCAUCAUGGUAUUGGCCAUGUGUUUUGUGAGGAAAGGGCUGGACUGGAUAUUCACCCAGCGAGAGCUGAAAUGGCUGGAUGACAUCAUGCCGGAGUCUCACCGCCGCGCCAAAGAGGACCAGGAAAAGAUUGAUCAGGAGCAAUACUCGCUUAGGCAAGCCUUAUUGGAGAACAACAGUCUGCCGUUGUUCCCGAUUAACGGGAAUGUGAUGUUGCCCGUGGAAAAGUCUACUCUUACUAAAGAUCUCUCGGAAGAGGUGAACAUCUCCGAGGAAAUGUCCAAAACUGCGAUCUGGAAAACAAUCGUGGCCACAGACUCCAACACAAACAUCAGACAAAUGGAUGAAGUUGAUCACGGAGAAAACAAUAGCAAGAAGAAGAAGAAGAGGCACAGCAAGAAGUCAGAGAAACGCAAGGAGGAUAAAGCUCAAGGAGAGAACGGCGAGAAAUUACCCACAAUCCCUGGCAGUCCCAAAGAUCCUUCCUCUGAAGAUGCAGAUUCUCCAAAGACGAGAAAUCGCAAAAAAGGCGUCCCGGUUACCUUCUACAUAGAUGACGAAGAAAAAGAGCAGCUAAUUCGUCCUCCAGAAAUCGUCGUGGAUCCCCCUAGUGAUGCAGGCUCAUUGUUAUCAUCUCCGGUUGAGCCGGGUGACAGUAAGGCGUAACGCUGUGCGGUUUGCCUUGUAAGCUUUGCGCCUAGCUCCUUGAGCCAGAUCAAGGUAUUACUACGCUUGCUCUGUCUGUUGUGGUGGCCAGCGCGAUACGAUUCGCCACCAUGCUUUUCUUAGGUGACAAAAGCUCUGUUUCAAUUCUUUAGAUUUCUAUUGAUUCAUGAGCCGGGAUUUCUUGAAAGCUGUGUUUGAUCAGCAUGUUGGAAGUCCACAAUGCAGAAAUGAAGUGGACACCAUGGCUUGGAUAGAUGGUAUGCUAAUUAAUUGUGUAGGCUUCAUUUGGGCUCUUUUUUGUUUUUAUUCUCAUUCUUCAAAUUGUCCUUUGUAGCGGUGAAGUGAAAUUUAUGUUGCACGUUGUUCCAGUAGCACAGCAUGUGCUCAGUUUUAAGAUUAGGCAUAAAAAUGUCUUAAUAAGCAAACUAAACACUGUUUUCCACAAUUGUGCACAAGUAAGACAUUGAAUACAAGUUGUGCACAAGUAAGACAUUGCGCAGGGCAGUUGACAUUCAAUAAUUAUGAUUUAAUAGGCAAAUUAAUUAACGAGUUCCACAGACGUGCACAAGUGAGACAGUGUGCACAAGCGAAACAGUGUGCACAAGUGAGACAGUGUGCACAAGUGAGAGAAUGUCUGUGGGACUUUUCACGCAUAAUGGUCGUGAUAUUUAACGAGGUUUUUUCCAGCAGUAUGCGAGACAUUUUUUCAAGCAUUCUACAGUGUGAUAGGUAGAAUUAAUAAUGUGUAGUUUACAUCAAGUAUUGUUAUAAUUAACCCAUACUAAAGAUGACAAUUUAGGUGUUGAUGAUUUUGCUGGUCAUCUUCACUGUUAUAGCAGGUAUCACGACAGUAGCGUUCUUGUUACUGUCCAUCACACACCCCCGAAUCAUUCCUACCCCAUAACCUCAGGCUAGCACAGGCUUUAAAUUAGCAUGCAUUUGGAUUUGGAUUUUUCUGUGUUU
Messenger RNA from Liolophura sinensis, 6829 nucleotides. Its product is annotated as electroneutral sodium bicarbonate exchanger 1-like. The transcript has 21 exons. Gene Ontology annotation, cellular component: plasma membrane. Gene Ontology annotation, biological process: bicarbonate transport; transmembrane transport; monoatomic anion transport. NCBI's taxonomy places the organism in Eukaryota, Metazoa, Mollusca, Polyplacophora, Chitonida, Chitonidae. Gene Ontology annotation, molecular function: sodium:bicarbonate symporter activity; monoatomic anion transmembrane transporter activity; solute:inorganic anion antiporter activity. The coding region runs from base 2126 to 5866 and encodes 1246 amino acids. The record is from RefSeq and is a predicted model, not a curated record.